CUGAUUUGCAUAUCUGCAGAAAAAGACUAGAUAUUGAAUCAGAUAAAGAAAUGCACAAUAGGCUACAUAAAAAUACCUAUAGAGGCGCUCAGAAAAAUAACAAUCUGUUAAACACUCAUAAACUACAUAUCAAUCUCAGGUAAUAAGUCACAAAUAGCGGUGGUUACCCUCAAAUCGGAUGGGAGCAGGGGCAUAUGCCCCCAAACAGCUGUGACAACUGUCAGCUGCCUCAAAUCGCUGCAACUGCCUUUAAAAAUCUACGAGCUGCCGCUGCCACGAUUUGAGCUUCCUGUCUCUCCGGGAAUAUGGACUAGCGACAGUAGACUUUGUCAAACAAAAUUAUAUUAACCAAUGAUGCAGGAAAGGUCACAUAAACGGUUACCAGAAACAGCCAGGAACUCGGAUACUUAUGUUUAUUUUAAUUCAAUAAUAUGUAAACAAUAUUAUAAUAUGAUAUAUAAAAUUCCUUCUUUAGGGUAAGGGUCCUAUACAUUAGCAAUUUAACUUGCAAUGGAGUAUUUUUACUUAACAGUCUUGGUACUUUUCCUUAUUAUUGAGUAUUUCUACUUCACUGUCUUAGUACUUUUACUAAUAAAAGAAUAUUACUUUACUGUCCCUGUACUUAUACUUCAGUGAAUGAUCCGAAUUCUUCUUCCACCACUUGACAAGUCUAUUUUCUUGCUUAUACUUUAGUACUUGUUUAACAAGUACUUGUAAAAGAGUAUUUCAACUGUGUAGUAUUGGUACGUUUGUUUCCUCUUCGUCCUCUAAUCCAGCAGGGGUCGCUUCUGGCUCGGAGUUCGGAGUUCGGAGUCUGUGUUUUCCUCCCGCUGGCUCCCUUUGUUCACUCCGAGACACAAAGUGCUUAUAAAAGAAGGAACAUGUCCGCCGUGCAGCUGCUGCGGGUGUCGGUACAUGAGCGGAUCAGCGCUGCCGCUGAAGACUUUCUGCUGCAGGUGGAGAAAGGAGGAGGAAAGGAUCAAGUCCCGUCGCUGAUAGCGAUGCUGACCGAGCGGCUAAUGGCGGCGGCUGAGGAGAUCCUCGCGGUGCUUGAGGAAACCGUGGCAGAGUACGAAGACAGAGUGGAGCAGUCCGAGCGUUCAGAGCUGGAGAUCUGCCGCCAGAGGAAGCUGCUCGAUGCCGCGAUGAAGCCCGUAGUCCGGCUGCACAGAGCAGACUUCCUGCAACUGGUGGUGAUUAAAGAAGAGGAUCCCCCUGAGCAGCAGCAGUGGGGCCCCCUUGUGGACCAGGAAGACCAAGAGCCCCCCCACAUUAAAGAGGAGGAACCGUGGACUAAUCAGGAUGGACAGCAGCUUCAAAGACUGGAGGAUUCUGAUAUCAAGUUCACAUUGUCUCCUGUCGCUGUGAAGAGUGAAGAAGAUGAAGAGAAACAUAAAUCGUCAAAUCUUCAUCCGAGUGAGAUGAAGGAGAACAGAGCGGACUGUGGAGGACCAGAACCAGCCAGGAACUCAGGUCCUGAUGGAUGCUUACAAACAGGUCCUGAAGACAAGACUGAAGACUCUUCUGAGACUGAAGUCAGUGAGGAUGAUUGGAUGGAGACCAGGGAACCUCAAUCUGGUUUAAAUACAAGAAAUAACAAACACCCUCUAAUUGAUAUGGGAUGUAAGACAGAAAAAAAAAAGUUUAGUUGCCCUGAGUGUGGUGAAAGAUUUACCCAAAGGGGCAGUCUAAAUAUACAUAUGAGGAGUCAUACAGGAAAGAAACCCUUUAGUUGCUCCGAGUGUGGUAAAACAUUUAGUCAAAAUUACCAACUGAAAUUCCAUAUGAGCAUCCAUACCAGAGAGAAUCUAGUUAGUUGCUCUGAGUGUGGUAAACGACUCAGCAGAAAGUCUGAUUUAACGAGACAUAUGAGGACUCAUACGGGAGAGAAACCGUUUAGUUGCUCUGAGUGUGGUAAAAGAUUUACCCAAAGAAGCAGUCUAACUACACAUAUGAGGAGUCACACGGGAGAAAAACCAUUUAGUUGCUCUGAGUGUUGUAAAAGAUUUACCCAAAGGCGCAGUCUAAAUAUACAUAUGAGGAGUCAUACAGGAGAGAAACCGUUUAGUUGCUCUGAGUGUGGUAAAAGAUUUACCAAAAGGGGCGGUCUAAAUACACAUACGAGGAGUCAUACAGGAGAGAAACGCUUUAGUUGCUCCGAGUGUGAUAAAACAUUUAGUCGAAAUUACCAACUGAAAUUCCAUAUGAACAUCCAUACCGGAGAGAAUCAAGUUAGUUGCUCUGAGUGUGGUAAAAGAUUUAGCAGAAGGUUUGAUUUAACGAGACAUAUGAGGAGUCAUACGGGAGAGAAACUUUUUAGUUGCUCUGAGUGUGGUAAAAGAUUUAGUCGAAAUUACCAACUGAAAUUACAUAUGAGCAUCCAUACCAGAGAGAAUCUAGUUAGUUGCUCUGAGUGUGGUAACCGAUUCAGCAGAAACUCAGAUUUAACGAAACAUAUGAGGAGUCACAGAGCUUACACAGUCACAGAGUUAGUUUGUUUAGGUUAGGCUAUAUCGCGGAAAUGUUACGGGCACUGAGCAACGACAUGGUGCAAGCAUUCGAUUUAGACAGCGUCUCUCCUCAGGACAUGAAAACAUUCUGUAACGUUUUAGCUAGACCUCAGAUAAUAUGAACGUGUUCACCAUUCAAAUUAGUUAUUUCUCAUUAAGUUGCAUUCAGUUCAUCGUUCUCAUAAAAAUGAAUGUGUUCAAUGAACGCGUUCUUAGGGUGCAUCAAAUUGCAAUGCAAAAAUUAAAUUUCAACAUUUCAAACCGUCUGGGGUUGCAUUUUGUUCGAACACACACAAAAAUGGCUUUUGCUAAGUUUUGAGGAAAUUCAUUGAGAUUUAGAGGUGGAACACAAUGUGAUAAAUAUGAAAAUGGGCCGUUUUGGGUGUUCUCCUAGUAAAGUGUAAUCAACAAAAUAAACUUAACCAGUGGUGUAAUAAGAAUUCAGAUCAUUCACUGAAGUUAAAGUACAUAGACAGUAAAGUCAUAUUCUAUUAUAAGUAAAAUUAUGAAGACUGUGAAGAAGAAAUACCCAAUAAUAAAUUCAUAGUUAACUGUUUCAAAUUGAGAAUUAAUAAACCCUCCUUUGUCUUUUUUCAUCAGUUUUAACAAUGUCAUUUCCCUAAAAAAUAUAACUCAUUGAAUAACACAAAAGAAUUGUGUUGAUAUUUCUUGUUUUGACUGAUUUGAUUUAUGCCUCAUAUAUAUACAUUUUUGUUUUCAUAAUGUCUUUGUGUCUUUUUAUGGUUGAAAUGUUUUUCCUUGCACAGUAUGUAUAUGUAUGUUCUUGACUAGUUCUAGUACUGACGAGAACCAAGAAAAGAGAGCACAUUUCUCCAGUAUUAGCAUCGCUACACUGGCUUCCGUUUAAAUCUAGAAUAGAAUUUAAAAUUCUCCUCCUCACCUUCAAGGCCCUUAAUAAUAUGGCGCCAUUUUACCUUAAAUAGCUGUUAGUACCCUAUCAACCCACUAGAGAACUCCGCUCCCAGUCUUUUUUGAUCAGUUUUAACAUUUUCAUGUCCCUAGAAAAUAUAACUCAUUGAAUAACAUAAAAGAAUUGUGCGGAUUUUUCUUGUUUCUCCUGAUUUGAUUUAUGUCUCAUAUACAUAUAUAUAUUUCAUAAAGUUUUCAUGUCUUUUUAUGGUUGAAAUGUUUUCCUUGCACAGUAUGUAUAUGCAUGUUCUUGACUAGUUCAUAUGAUUAAAUAUUGUUUGUUUUGAAUGAC
Messenger RNA from Pleuronectes platessa (European plaice), 3732 nucleotides. Its product is annotated as zinc finger protein OZF. The transcript is spliced from 2 exons. NCBI's taxonomy places the organism in Eukaryota, Metazoa, Chordata, Actinopteri, Pleuronectiformes, Pleuronectidae. The record is from RefSeq and is a predicted model, not a curated record. Gene Ontology annotation, biological process: negative regulation of transcription by RNA polymerase II; regulation of cytokine production; regulation of immune system process. The coding region runs from base 882 to 2507 and encodes 541 amino acids.